GCGUCACGUGAGCGGCCGGAGAGCGCGGAGAGGGGCGAGCGGCGAGCGCCCAGCUCGGCCGCAGGGAGCGCGGGCUGCGGCCAGGAGCGCUGGACGCGCGGCCGCAUACGGAGCCGGGCCGCACGCGCGAGGCCGCGCCAGGCGACGCCGAGUCCAGCCACCACAGGCUCGGCCAAGCCAGCAUGGUGGACCACUUGCUUCCAGUGGACGAGACCUUCUCGUCACCAAAAUGCCCAGUGGGGUACCUGGAUGAUAGGCUGUCCAGCCGGCGGCCAUACCACAUGUUACCCUCUCCUAUCUCUGAGGAUGACAGCGAUGCCUCCAGCCCAUGCUCUUGUGCCAGCCCUGACUCACAAGCCUUCUGUUCCUGCUACAGUGCAGGUCCAGGCCCUGAGGCCCAGGACAGCAUCUUGGAUUUCCUCCUGUCCCAGGCCACACUGGGCAGUGGUGGUGGCAGUGGAGGUGUCGGAGAUAGCAGUGGUCCUGUGACCUGGGGAUCAUGGAGGAGAGCCUCUGUACCUGUGAAGGGGGAACAUUUCUGCUUCCCCGAAUUCCUGUCAGGAGACCCUGAUGAUGUCUCCAGGCCCUUCCAGCCCACCCUGGAAGAGAUUGAAGAAUUCUUGGAAGAAAACAUGGAAGCUGAGGUCAAGGAGGCUCCAGAGAGCAGCGGCAGGGACCUGGAGACCUGUGGCCAGCUCUCAGCUGGUGCACAUCGGAGCCACCUCCAUCCAGAGUCUGAUGGGCGAGAGCGCUGUACCCCACCACCAGGUGGCACCAGUGGGGGUGGUGCCCAGAGUGCUGGUGAGGGACCAGCACGUGAUGGCCCCAUGCCGGUGCUGCUGCAGAUCCAGCCUGUUGCUGUGAAGCAGGAGGCAGGUGCAGGGCCAGCCUCCCCAGGGCAGGCCCCAGAGAGCGUCAAGGUCACCCAGCUCCUGGUCAACAUCCAGGGGCAGACCUUUGCACUCCUGCCUCAAGUGGUACCAUCCUCCAACUUGAACCUGCCCUCCAAGUUUGUCCGCAUUGCACCUGUGCCCAUUGCUGCCAAACCUAUGGGUUCAGGAUCCCUAGGGCCCGGCCCUACUGGUCUCCUUGUGGGCCAGAAGUUCCCCAAGAACCCAGCAGCAGAACUUCUCAAAAUGCACAAAUGCACUUUCCCUGGCUGCAGCAAGAUGUACACCAAGAGCAGCCACCUCAAGGCCCACCUGCGCCGGCACACAGGCGAGAAGCCCUUUGCCUGCACCUGGCCGGGCUGCGGCUGGAGGUUUUCCCGCUCAGAUGAGUUGUCACGGCACCGUCGAUCUCACUCGGGUGUGAAGCCGUACCAGUGCCCCGUGUGUGAGAAGAAGUUCGCACGGAGUGACCACCUCUCCAAACACAUCAAGGUGCAUCGCUUCCCACGGAGCAGCCGUGCAGUACGUGCCAUCAACUGAAUGCAGUGGCCGCUCCAUCCUCCCCCAGUCCUGUGCUUUGUUUUUAGAUGCAAUAACUUAUUGCCUCCUUCAGAAGGAUGUGACAAUAUUACCAGCCCCCUUCUGAAUCUUAGGAGGUCUGACCCAGAGCCGCCACGGCUGCCUUUCCAGGGAGGACCUAGAGUCCCCAAGGUCCCUGGGGGCUGGUUCCCCGGUGGCCCAGGUGGCCCAGGCAGGCCUGUGCCCUUGUGCCUUUUUGCCUUCCUGCCAGCUGGAAGGAUUGUUUGGGGGGCCCUUGCCCUUCUCCUAUUGGGCUCCCUACCUGGGCCAAAGCCAACAUUAUUGCUGGGGUAUAAGUGUUUUGGCUGUGUUGAAAUAGUUCCCAGAAGGAGCCAUGCUGGGAAAAAGGAAGUAGGUCAAAAGUGUAGGGCUACACUGUGGCAUAAGGACCGCCAUAUGCAAGAGGCCUUUGAGGGUCCAGGAGGGUGGCUACCCUUGCUCUCGGCAAUAAUGCAUGUGCUUAAAUACAGGACAAAUGGAGCCAUAUCCAUCUGUACCCAGCCUGGCUCCCCCUCCUCCAGACAUCAGCCUGCAGGUGUGGUGGGAAGAGACAGCAGCAGGCUUGGUGGAUGCAAAGCAACUAGCUAGCGCCUCCCAGUCUGACUUAGAUUUGCAUUCCUCAUCAGGUCUAGAAAUUAAUACCAAUUGGACUAGCUUGUUUUGACAGGUCUAUUUCACAUCCUAUGAAUGUAUGUAAAUAAACUGUACAUAAGUAUGCAUCUACAUAAAAUAUCUUUUAAUAACACAUUGACAUUUGUGUAAAUUUGAAAUUAAAAAAAUUCUAUAAAGUCGGUGUACAUAUGUUACAAUUAUGUAUAUUUUCUUUGGUCCUUCAUAAAAAAUAUAUUUACUUUGCCAAUAAAAAGAGAAAAAAAGAACUCAA
Messenger RNA from Phodopus roborovskii (desert hamster), 2352 nucleotides. It is a transcript of the gene Klf15, whose product is annotated as KLF transcription factor 15. The transcript is spliced from 3 exons. The record is from RefSeq and is a predicted model, not a curated record. Gene Ontology annotation, biological process: regulation of transcription by RNA polymerase II. The coding region runs from base 183 to 1430 and encodes 415 amino acids. Gene Ontology annotation, molecular function: RNA polymerase II cis-regulatory region sequence-specific DNA binding; DNA-binding transcription factor activity, RNA polymerase II-specific. Lineage: Eukaryota; Metazoa; Chordata; Mammalia; Rodentia; Cricetidae.